This is a messenger RNA of Radiomyces spectabilis, 1709 nucleotides long. RefSeq lists its product as uncharacterized. Gene Ontology annotation, molecular function: protein binding. Gene Ontology annotation, cellular component: mitochondrial matrix. The transcript is spliced from 7 exons. Lineage: Eukaryota; Fungi; Mucoromycota; Mucoromycetes; Mucorales; Radiomycetaceae. The coding region runs from base 139 to 1290 and encodes 383 amino acids. The record is from RefSeq and is a predicted model, not a curated record.
GUGCCCUGUGGGUAACCAAAAAAGGCAAGUGUGACGGUUUAAGAAAAUGAAAUCCUUCAAAUUUCGGGUGCAAAAAGAAGCCCGUUAUCCUCGAAUUUAAGCGAUUGAGGUUCUUUUAUUGAUCAGUUUUCACGUCAAAUGACUAUCCUACUGAGGACACACCAAUUGGUCUCGAGAGGUAUAGCUCCUAUGGUUUUGCGGUCUCAACGAUCGUUCAUGUCGUCGCAAGUACCAAAAUUUCACGAAAAGGAUCCUUUGCACGAAGGCAACAAGUAUAGUCGAGUACCUGAGCGUGGAUUUAUCGAGCUGGAAGGACAAGAUACCACCAAAUUUCUGCAAGGACUGAUUACUAAUCAUAUGCCACGCUUAUCCACGGGCGGCGAUGGAUUCUUUGCAGGAUUUCUUACGCCACAGGGUCGUGUCCUUUAUGAUGUCUUUAUUUAUCCUGUGAAUCACGGAGACAAUUUCCCGCAUCCCAAAUUCAUGGUGGAAUGCUCUUCAUCAUUGACUAGUUCGUUGUUAAAGCAUCUGAAGCGUUAUGUUUUACGCUCCAAAGUCAAGAUGCGGGAUGUCAGUGAAGAAUAUUCGGUAUAUAACAUCUGGGGACAGGCUAUCAAUAGCGCAACCACAAAGGCUAUCACCGAUGUACCUACCGGUAUGCUCGUGAAAACCGACAAGAGAUUGACGGAUAUUGGAUGUAUGGAUCCGCGUGUUCCCGGUUUUGGUUAUCGUGCCGUUUUGAAGCAAGAAGAAGACAUUAAGCGAGUGUUGCCUGCCGCUGAUUACGAAGAAUUAUUAUCGUCAGAGUAUACCAUUCGAAGAAUAUUGCAUGGCAUUGCGGAAGGUCCUUUGGAUUUAUGGCCUGAACAAGCUUUGCCUCUUGAAGCCAAUUUUGAUUUCAUGAAUGGAGUCGAUUUCAGAAAAGGCUGUUACGUAGGACAGGAGUUGACGAUCCGUACAUACCACACAGGCGUCGUUCGUAAGCGGGUUGUUCCAGUGCAAUAUUAUCAAGAAGGCGACAAUGUGCCGAAGGAGAUGAAAGUGGAUCGUCAAAUUGAGCAUUCGUCCGCACUUAUACCGCAAUUGGACAUAAAACCGGUGGAUGUGUCAAGUAAACGUGGCGUUGGUAAAACCUGCUCAGCGGUGCAUAACAUUGGACUAGCAUUGAUGCGAUUGGAGCAAGUUGAAAAGUGCAACCAGGACGGUUCCAUUGCUUUUGCCGUACCAGAAGCGGGAAAUGUCCGUGUGAGACCGUUCUUACCUGAAUGGUGGACACAAGAACAGGCAUGAAACAAUACAUUCAGAAAUAUUCACGUUAGAAAAAAAAAAUAUAGAAAAAUAGGAAAAUCGAAACAAGGGUUCAGCAGAAUUUUUUUUGUCAUCUGAGAUUUCCCCGACGGUUUCGAAUAACUGUGAAGAUAGAAAAAAAACUUGACCAUACAAAAGCCCAAUUGUUGGUUCAUGCAAGCUCAAGUGGAAAUCGCAUUCCCCCUUUUAGGUGAAAAAAGAAGGAAAACAGUGGAUGCAUAAGGGGUUACGUAGCACAGGAAACAAAAGGUAGAACAAACCUUGGGCCAUGAGAGAAAACAAACGGUAAAUCAUUUUUUCUUUUUACUUUUGCAACAAAUCCAGAAAAGACAGGAGUUUUUUAAGGUGCUCCAAAGGUGGGAUGACCCUUUUUUUAGCUGAGAAAAAAAAAAAAAAAAAAA